CACAUGUGAUCUCAAUGAAAUUGAUAUUCGAUCAGUUUUGCGUAUUAGCAAAUGUAUUGUUAUUAAAUGGUUGUUUGGUGUGUUCGAGUUACUUAAGCAUCUUAAUUCGCUGUGCAUGAUGGGCAAAAUGUCAAUGAAUAUAAUAUGCCGUAGGCCCAGAGUGUUAUCUAUUACAUUACAUUGAAUUAAAACAACAAAUUAAUAAAGAAGACCGCAAACAUACCGCAGUAUUGAAAAAAUAAAAAAAUCACAACGAACUGUCUUUUUUAUCAUCAUCGGUGUAGGUAUCUGUUAUUUGAAGGACACAAUUUGUCACAUACAUAUAUACCAAAGUUGAAUUGCAAGCACAUGCGAAAUUCGAAAGAGCCAAACUUAUUAAUCAAUUUAAAAAGAAUACUGCAUCAAAAUGGGCAACGGCCAAUAUAAGCACGGCAAUCAACGGCAUAAAUCACAUCCAAAUAUCGCCGCAAACAAUCGCAAAGCAUCAACGAGUACAACGUCGAGUUUACAUGAAAAAAAUGCAACGAAUACACCGCGCGAUGGUAUGUCACGCACAGCGUCCGGCAGCGAUAUCAAUGAGAAAACCUACUCAUUGUUUUUUCCAUUAGAAAAAUUGUCAAAAAUUUUGCAUCAUAAAACUCAUCAAGAAUGCGGUGUCAAUGGGAUUACACAAGAGAUAUUUGUGAAAUAUGUGUUUCCACAGUAUCCGGAUUUGGGUGAGCGCAUUUUUCGUAAAAUGCAUAAAUUGGCAAAGGCCAAAACCAAGCAUCUUGGUGUGACGGCAUUUCGACAACAAUGCGAAAUGUACUUAAGCGUAUUGGAUGAUGCUCUAAUUCAUGAGCAUUAUGUAAAAAUGUUCUUUGCAAAUGGCAGCAAUGCAACAACAAAGGACGGUGGACAACAAUCACAGCAACCAUUGAGCGAUGAAGAAUUAUUGCUCAUCAAUACAAAUGGUUUGACCGAUUUGCUGCUGAUUUGCUUUCGUAUUGGUGUGGCCAACUAUAUAUCAUCGGCUGGCAAAAGUGAUGUUGCUGGCACAACCACCAUUUCGGCAGAUACAUUUUGUCCACAUAUAAAGCGCACAAUUACCUCGGUCACACAAUCAUGUUUCUUCACAAAAGAUACGCUAAGCGUUGGCUUUGUUUGUCGUUGGCUGGAAAAGAAUUUACCAAAUUUAAUAAUGCCAUUGCAUCGCUUUUGUGUGCAUACGCUAACAACGGUGUAUCGAACAAUUGAAGAGGUCGAAAAAUCGGCCACCACAUCACACAGUCAACAAUCGACCGGAACAAAUCAAAUGAAUCCAUUAUUAUUGGCAUUAAAUCAAGAGCUACGUCAAUUGAAUGAAGCGGCUAUUGAACAGAGAACAUCGGAAAUUAUCACCGGUAAUACAUUACCGGUGAAUACCGGUGGUCUUGGUAAAUUGAUGUCAUUAUCACAAUCAUGGCUACUGGCCGCUGCAUUACCAAAUGUCUUUACACGGCUUCAAGACCGCAAAGUACCGUCCACACCACAGCCACGCAACGACAAAUUGGAUACAUCCGAAGCUUCGAUGGCAUCAAUUGAUGCAGCAGCCACACCAUCAAUUUCGCAUUUAAUGUCAACAAUUCCAACGCAUUGGUCCCUUUUGUAUGAUUCACAACAACAUGGUGUCGGUUCAAAUCGUUUCCUGCACCAUGUGAUUGGAUACAAAGGACCCACACUUGUUCUGUUACACUCUGAAACCGAUGAAAUAUUCUGCUUAGCAUCGCCAUCUGAAUGGCGUGAAACGCAUUUGUAUACUGGUACCGAUGAUUGCCAUAUUAUUCAACUAUUACCAAAGUUUCAAAUUUUAGAAAAAGGACCGAAAUUACUGUACUUGAAUACAUGCAUUCGGGGCUAUCCAAAGGGCUUAAGAGCUGGCCCUGAUCCGAGAAAACCACUCAUUUCAGUCGAUGAACACUUUGAAAAAAUUGAAUAUCGUAGUGUUCCAAAUGUGCUAUUUGCAAUUGAAGUGUACGGUUGUGGUGAUCGUCAAAUUCGCGAUAUUCAACUCGAUAUAAAGAAGUGGCAAGUGACGGAGGCUGAACGACAACGCACAGUUAAAUUAACAUCGGCCGAUUGGAUUGAUCAUCCGGAUCGAUAUUUGCUCGAGUUGGGCGGACGACCUCAGUAUAAUAAUGCUUAAAAAAAACAACUACUUACAUUUUAUUCUUUUGCGUUAAGACUUAAGCGUGUUCGAUUACAGGCAUUCACUUUCAAGUGAACACAAAAGAUUUACUUAUCAUUUGAAUUCUUUAUUUUAAUAAAAUUCAUAUUAUUAUUAAUA
Contarinia nasturtii (swede midge) is the source of this 2305-nucleotide messenger RNA. RefSeq lists its product as uncharacterized. Lineage: Eukaryota; Metazoa; Arthropoda; Insecta; Diptera; Cecidomyiidae. The record is from RefSeq and is a predicted model, not a curated record. The transcript is spliced from 9 exons. Bases 407 to 2164 code for a protein of 585 amino acids.